CUGAGUUGCAGCCGUGUGAUUGGCUGAUUAGCUAUUUGUGUUAACAAGCAACUGAAUGGUGUACCUAAUAAAGUGGCCAGUGAGUGUGUAAACGGGCAAAAAGAGACCAUGGAUGGGCUGCUGUGAACAUUACAUGUGCACAUUUGUUGGUACAAGAUUUUUGUCUUUUGCUAAAGAAGUGCAGCAGUUGUCUAGAACACAGGUUCCCAGUCCUGGCCCCGCUCCGAAGUGCCCCCCGCUCCGAAGUGCCCCCCGCUCCGAAGUGCCCCCUGCUCCGAAGUGCCCCCGCUCCAAAGUGCCCCCCGCUCCGAAGUCCAGCACAUUUUCAUGUGUUUUCGUGAUCUAACAUAUUCACUUUAAAAGAACAAGGACUGGCUAGUUGAAUUGGCUUAUGUGCGGUGUCUUUGGGCUUGAACACCGUCGUCUCCAGGCUUUAUUCGCUGCACUAUGUAAGACGUUUCUGUUCAGUUUUAAAGAACUAACUUUACUGAGUGAGGAGAAAAAACAUUAAAAUAUGGCGUGCCCUGAGUUUUGACUGAGCUCUCUUUAAAUGCUCCGAAGCGCAACCAGCGUUACAAAACAUCCUACAAGAUUUACGUAGUCAAGUUUCGAAUGUCCUGACCUCCCUUUUUAUUUUUAUAUACAUUACAGAGCAGCCUGUGUGAAUGCUGAUGUAUAGUGCGAACUUCAUGGCUAUUACUAAUUAAUUAAAAAGUUACUACCAGUGAAAACUGAAUAGUACGUGUUUGUAUGUCGUGUCUGUUACAGAGUGAGAAGUUCGAGAGCUCUUUAUUUAUUUAUUUAUGAGCUGGAUAACUUUCAGCCGUUUCCUACAGCAGAAAUGUUAAACUAUACAGUUCGGUGAUCCCCUGUAUCAGUGCAUUAGAUUCACAAUUGAUGUUUUAUUUUUGAUGUUUAAAUUCAUCUGAAACUAACUGAGGGGGGCACGGUGGCUCGCACUGUGGCCUCUCAGCAAGAAGGGCCUGGGUUCGGUUCCUGGCCGGGCAAACCGGGCCCUUUCUGCGUGGGGUUUGCUUGUUCUCCCAGUGUCUGCCUGGGUUUCCUCCAGGUUCUCUGGUUUCCUCCCACAGUCCAGACAUGCAGUCAGGCCAGUUGGACGUGUUAGAUUGACCUUAGGUGUGAAUGUUGGAUGUGUGUGUGGAUGUAUGUGCCUAUCUGUCUGCCCUGCCAUGGUCUGGCGACUUGUCCAGGGUGUGUCCUGCCUUCUGCCCAAUGACAGCUGGGAUAGGCUCCGGCUAACACCCCCCCACCCCCACCCCCUCCCCGGCGACCCAAAGGGACGAGCAGUUUAGAUGAUAGAUGAACGACGUCGUGCUGCAAGCCAUCUUCUGCUCCUAGCAUCCACCUUCCUGCACAGGUUAAAUCUCCACAAACGCACGAAGAGUUGCCGCCAUGAACACCCUGCUGGAUUCGGGCGAGAUUAAAUGUGAGGACAUAGCUUCCACUGGAAGCUCCAGUCCUCAGCAGACGUCUUCUGUUCCUCUCUACCUUGACACUUUUGUCGGAGAAACACAGAGGAUUACAGUCAAGGAGAGAACUCACCACUGCUUGGAGUGCGGUAAGAGUUUCACUCUGCAUAACCAUCUCCAAAGACACCAGCGCGUUCACACUGGAGAGAAGCCGUUUGACUGCCCCGAGUGCGGAAGGAGCUUCAGGGAUAAAGGCAACCUGAAGAUACACCAGCGCAUUCACACAGGAGAGAAGCCCUAUCCCUGCUCAGAGUGUGGACGGAGCUUUAGAGAGAAGGGUACCCUCAAAAAACACCAGCGCAUUCACACCGGAGAGAAACCGUAUUACUGCUCAGACUGCGGGAAGAGCUUUAAUCAGCUCAGUAGUCUCCAGACUCACCAGCGCAUUCACACGGGAGAGAAGCCCUAUGACUGCCCGGAGUGCGGCAAGAGUUUCAACGUACUGAGCCAUCUCAAAACGCAUCAGAACAUUCACACAGGAGAGAAACCCUUUCGCUGUUUAGACUGCGGGAAGAGUUUUAAUCGACAGAGUCAUCUCCAGCUGCACCAGCGCAUUCACACAGGAGAGAAACCCUAUUACUGCUCUGAGUGUGGCAAGAGCUUCAGGCAUUCGAACACGUUCAAGACACACAAAUGCAUUAACAGGGGCUCAGAACCUCCUGACACAAGUUUGUUGGAUGAAAGUGACGAUAUUUAUUAUCAGGUUGUUUUAGUUUGAUGUUGUAACGCUGUUUGAAGUUUAAAUACCUUUGCUGACAGACUCAGAUUUUUCCCUGAUUUUGCAGAAAGUUCUGCAUAAUGAAGUCCUUCACGGUGGUUUGAUGUGGAAUGCACUGCAUAGUCGGAACUGUCCACAGUGGUGGUGAUGGGAGCCAGAUGUCUGAAGCGUUUAAAGCCUGGAAAAGCUACUUUACUGACAGCUGUUGUAUUAAGAGGUUACAAAUAUGCUGCCUGAUGCUUGAGACGAUUUAGUUUUGAGAAGGCUCGGGCCUAAAAUGUAUUUAUGAGAGCCGUUUAUGGAGGACUGAAAGAAAAUGUUACAUAUUCACCUUUUCCCCCGAUAUUUUUAACACUAGGCGUGUGACCCCUGGUUCCUAUCACCACCAGUAUAAAGAAAUCGAAGUCCUCAAGGCACCGUGUCAUUUCCGACCACUCUGAAUGAGUUUGGUUACUUCUUAACAAUCGAAUUAAGAAUCAAAGAAUAGAAGAAAUCUAUAAAAGAACUGUUAUAACAAAGGCUUUUUGUUCUGUGCUUUGUAUGCCUCCAUCGUUGUGUAAUUAUUACGUAUGUAUUGAUUAUGUGAUUAGGAACUGUACAAUAUAUUUUCCAUGAAUCGGGACAUCGGUCUUUGCACUACGGACAUCGCAUGUUCCAACUAUUUGAAUGCAGUCUGAGAGUUUCUUAUACCUAGGAUCGAGCGCAGGGAGCAGCAGAGAGAAGCUGAAUCCCCUCUAACCAACACUAGUCCUUUUUUGUCAUGUUAAUUAUUUGAAGCAUCAUAAAAUGCUGUAAAUAAAUAAGUCUGAGAAGGACAA
Molecule: messenger RNA, 3026 nt
Organism: Pygocentrus nattereri (red-bellied piranha)
Lineage: Eukaryota; Metazoa; Chordata; Actinopteri; Characiformes; Serrasalmidae
Product: gastrula zinc finger protein XlCGF49.1-like
Exons: 2
Coding region: 1414-2208 (264 amino acids)
Biological process (GO): regulation of transcription by RNA polymerase II
Molecular function (GO): RNA polymerase II cis-regulatory region sequence-specific DNA binding; DNA-binding transcription factor activity
Source: RefSeq, a predicted model, not a curated record